Rangifer tarandus platyrhynchus (Svalbard reindeer) is the source of this 4599-nucleotide messenger RNA. NCBI's taxonomy places the organism in Eukaryota, Metazoa, Chordata, Mammalia, Artiodactyla, Cervidae. The record is from the annotation of a GenBank genome assembly.
AUGGGACACAGUAAACAGAUUAGGAUUUUACUACUGAACGAAAUGGAAAAGCUGGAAAGGACCCUCUUCAGACUUGAACAAGGGUUUGAACUGCAGUUCCGAUUGGGCCCAACUUUACAGGGAAAAGCAGUUACUGUGUAUACAAAUUACCCACUUUCUGGAGAAGCAUUUAAUCGAGAAAAAUUCCAUUCCCUGGAAUGGGAAAAUCCAACAGAAAGAGAAGAUGAUUCUGAUAAAUACUGUAAACUUAAUCUUCAACAAGCUGGAUCAUUUCAGUAUUACUUCCUUCAAGGAAAUGAGAAAAGUGGUGGAGGUUACAUAGUUGUGGACCCUAUUUUACGUGUUGGUGCUGAUAAUCAUGUGUUACCCUUGGACUGUGUUACUCUCCAGACAUUUUUAGCCAAGUGUAUGGGACCUUUUGAUGAAUGGGAAAGCAGACUUAUGGUUGCAAAAGAAUCAGGCUACAACAUGAUUCAUUUUACCCCACUGCAGAUUCUUGGACUAUCCAGGUCAUGCUAUUCCCUUGCUGAUCAGUUAGAAUUAAAUCCUGACUUUUCAAGACCUAAUAAAAAGUACACCUGGACUGAUGUUGGACAGCUGGUGCAAAAAUUGAAAAGGGAAUGGAAUAUUCUUUGUAUAACUGAUGUUGUCUACAAUCAUACUGCUGCUAAUAGUAGAUGGCUCCAGGAACAUCCAGAAAGUGCAUAUAACCUUGUGAAUUCCCCACACUUAAAACCGGCCUGGAUCUUAGACAGAGCACUUUGGCAUUUAUCCUGUGACGUUGCAGAAGGGAAAUACAAAGACAGAGGAGUACCUGCUUUGAUUGAAAAUGAUCAUCAAAUGAAUUGCAUUCGAAAAAUAAUUUGGGAGGAUGUUUUUCCAAAGAUUCAACUCUGGGAAUUUUUCCAAGUAGAUGUUCACAAAGCAGUUGAGCAAUUUAGAGGACUUCUUACACAAGAAAAUAGGAAAACAACAAGGCCUGAUCCAGAUCACCACCUUAAGAUAAUUCAGGAUCCUGAAUACAGACGGCUUGGCUGUACUGUAGAUAUGAAUGUUGCUCUAGCAACUUUCAUACCACAUGACAAUGGGCCAACCGCAAUUAACGAAUGCUGCAAUUGGUUCAGGAAGAGAAUUGAGGAAUUAAAUUCAGAGAAACAUCAACUCAUGAACUAUCAUCAGGAACAGGCAGUCAAUUGCCUUUUGGGAAAUGUGUUUUAUGAACGACUGGCUGGCCAUGGUCCUAAACUAGGACCUGUUACUAGAAAACAUCCUUUGGUUACCAGAUAUUUUACUUUCCCUUUUGAAGACAUAUCCCUCUCUGUAGAAGAAUCAAUGAUUCAUGUCCCAAAUAAAGCUUGUUUUCUGAUGGCACAUAAUGGAUGGGUAAUGGGAGAUGAUCCCCUUCGAAAUUUUGCUGAACCAGGUUCAGAUGUUUAUCUAAGGAGAGAACUUAUUUGCUGGGGAGACAGUGUUAAAUUACGCUAUGGGAAAAAACCAGAGGACUGUCCUUAUCUCUGGGCACACAUGAAAAAAUACACAGAAAUCACUGCGACUUAUUUCCAGGGCGUCCGUCUUGAUAACUGUCACUCAACCCCUCUUCAUGUAGCAGAGUACAUGUUGGAUGCUGCUAGGAAAGUGCAACCCAAUUUAUAUGUAGUAGCUGAACUGUUCACAGGAAGUGAAGACCUGGACAAUGUCUUUGUUACUAGACUGGGCAUUAGUUCCUUAAUAAGAGAGGCAAUGAGUGCAUACGAUAGCCAUGAAGAGGGCAGGUUAGUUUACCGAUACGGAGGAGAACCUGUUGGAUCCUUUGUUCAGCCCUGUUUAAGGCCUUUAAUGCCAGCUAUUGCACAUGCCCUGUUUAUGGAUAUCACCCAUGAUAACGAGUGUCCCAUUGUGCAUAGGUCAGCAUAUGAUGCUCUCCCAAGUACCACAAUUGUUUCCAUGGCAUGUUGUGCUAGUGGUAGUACUAAAGGCUAUGACGAAUUAGUGCCUCACCAGAUUUCAGUAGUUUCUGAAGAGCGGUUUUAUACUAAAUGGAAUCCUGCAGCAUCACCAUCCAACGCUGGUGAAGUUAAUGCCCAAAGUGGCAUUAUUGCGGCCAGGUGUGCUAUCAAUAAACUUCACCAAGAGCUUGGAGCCAAGGGUUUUAUUCAGGUAUAUGUGGAUCAAGUUGAUGCAGACAUAGUGGCUGUAACAAGACAUUCACCCAGUAUCCAUCAGUCAGUCGUAUCUGUUUCCAGAACUGCUUUCAGGAAUCCCAAGACUUCAUUUUACAGCAAGGAAGUGCCUCAAAUGUGCAUCCCUGGCAAAAUUGAAGAAGUAGUUCUUGAAGCUAGAACUGUUGAGAGAAAUACAGCACCUUAUAGGAAGGAUGCUAAUUCAAUCAAUGGAAUACCAAACAUCACAGUAGAAAUUAGAGAACAUAUUCAGCUCAAUGAAAGUAAAAUUGUUAAACAAGCUGGAGUUACUACAAAAGGACCCAAUGAAUAUAUUCAAGAAAUAGAAUUUGAAAAUUUGUCUCCAGGAAGUGUUAUUAUAUUCAGAGUUAGUCUUGAUCCACAUGCGCAAGUUGCUGUUGGAAUUCUUCGAAAUCAUCUAACACAGUUCAGUCCUCACUUUAAAUCUGGGAGUCUUGCUGUUGACAACGCAGAUCCUAUAUUAAAAAUUCCUUUUGCUUCUAUUGCCUCUAGGUUAACUUUGGCUGAGCUAAAUCAGGUACUUUACCGAUGUGAAUCAGAAGAACAAGAAGAUGGUGGAGGAUGUUAUAACAUACCAAACUGGUUACCUCUUAAAUAUGCAGGUCUUCAAGGAUUAAUGUCCGUAUUGGCAGAAAUAAGACCAAAGAAUGACUUGGGGCAUCCGUUCUGUGAUAAUUUGAGAUCUGGAGAUUGGAUGAUUGACUAUGUCAGUAACCGACUUAUUUCACGGUCAGGAACUAUUGCUGAAGUUGGUAAAUGGUUGCAGGCUAUGUUCUUCUACCUGAAGCAGAUCCCACGUUACCUUAUCCCAUGUUACUUUGAUGCUAUAUUAAUCGGUGCAUACACCACUCUUCUGGAUGUAGCAUGGAAGCAAAUGUCAAGCUUUGUUCAGAAUGGUUCUACCUUUGUGAAACACCUUUCCUUGGGUUCAGUCCAAAUGUGUGGAGUAGGAAGAUUCUCUUCUCUGCCACUUCUUUCACCUUCCCUUACGGAUGUACCGUGCAGGCUGAAUGAGAUCACAAGAGAGAAGGAACAGUGUUGCGUGUCUCUUGCUGCAGGCUUACCUCACUUCUCUGCUGGUAUUUUCCGCUGCUGGGGAAGGGAUACUUUUAUUGCCCUUAGAGGUCUACUGCUGAUUACUGGACGCUAUUUGGAGGCCAGGAAUAUCAUUUUAGCAUUUGCUAGUACCCUGAGACACGGCCUCAUUCCUAAUCUCCUGGGUGAAGGAACUCACGCCAGAUACAACUGCCGGGAUGCUGUGUGGUGGUGGCUGCAGUGUGUUCAGGAUUAUUGUAAAAUGGUUCCAAAUGGUCUGGACAUUCUCAACUGCCCAGUUUCCAGAAUGUAUCCUACAGAUGACUCUGUUCCUUUGUCUGCCGGCACAGUGGAUCAACCAUUGUUUGAAGUAAUACAGGAAGCUAUGCAAAGACACAUGCAGGGCAUACAGUUCCGAGAAAGGAAUGCUGGUCCACAGAUAGAUCGGAACAUGAAGGAUGAAGGUUUUAAUAUUACUGCAGGGGUUGAUGAAGAAACAGGAUUUGUUUAUGGAGGAAAUCGCUUCAAUUGCGGUACAUGGAUGGAUAAAAUGGGAGAAAGUGACAGAGCUAGAAACAAAGGAAUCCCAGCCACUCCAAGAGAUGGAUCUGCUGUGGAAAUUGUGGGCCUGAGUAAAUCUGCUGUUCGUUGGUUGCUGGAAUUAUCCCAAAAAAAUAUUUUUCCUUAUCAUUAUGUUACAGUGAAAAGACAUGGAAAGCUUGUGAGAGUCUCAUAUGAUGAAUGGAACAGAAAAAUACAAGAGAACUUUGAAAAGUUAUUUUAUGUGUCAGAAGACCCUGCAGAUGUCAAUGAAAAGCACCCUAAUCUGGUACACAAGCGGGGCAUAUACAAAGACAGUUAUGGAGCAUCAAGCCCAUGGUGUGACUACCAGCUUAGGCCUAACUUUACCAUAGCAAUGGUUGUGGCCCCUGAGCUCUUUACGACCCAAAAAGCAUGGAAGGCUUUGGAGAUUGCAGAAAAAAAAUUGCUUGGUCCUCUUGGCAUGAAAACUUUGGAUCCAGAUGAUAUGGUUUACUGUGGAACUUAUGACAAUGCCUUAGACAAUGACAACUAUAAUCUUGCUAAAGGUUUCAAUUAUCACCAAGGACCUGAGUGGCUAUGGCCUAUUGGGUAUUUUCUUCGUGCAAAAUUGUACUUUUCCAGAUUGAUGGGUCCGGAGACGACUGCAAAAACUAUAUUUUUGGUUAAAAAUGUCCUUUCUCGACAUUAUGUUCAUCUUGAGAGAUCCCCUUGGAAAGGACUUCCAGAGCUGACCAACGAGAAUGGCCAAUACUGUCCUUUCAGCUGUGAAACACAAGCCUGGUCAAUUGCUGCUGUUCUUGAAACACUCUAUGACUUAUAG